AUGGACACCGAGAUAGCGGCUCUGAAAGCCGAAAAUGAGAGUUUAAAGCAGCAACUUAGAGAACAGGGCCAGCUUCCGAUGUCUUUAGAAGAGUUCAAGAGAUACGGAAGACAAAUGAUUGUUCAGGAAACCGGAGGUGUGGAAGGUCAAAUAAAACUAAAAAAUAGCAGGGUUCUGGUUAUCGGUGCUGGUGGACUUGGGUGUCCCUGUUUGCCAUACCUGGCCGGUGCAGGUGUGGGACAAAUUGGCAUUGUCGAUAAUGACGUUGUGGAGACCUCCAAUUUGCAUAGACAGGUGUUGCACAAUUCGAGCAAAGUUGGUGUACUGAAGUGUGAAUCUGCAAAGGAUGUGUUGGUCAAGCUUAAUCCGCACAUCAAAGUCGACACUUUUCCGGUGAGACUUGAUUAUAGCAACGCUUGCCGUAUUUUCCAAGGUUAUGAUGUCGUGCUGGACUGCACAGAUACACCAUUGACGAGGUAUCUGGUGUCAGACGUAGCGGUAAAUUUAGGCCUAACGGUAGUCUCUGCCUCUGGUCUUGGUUUCGAGGGACAAUUAUCCAUUCUGAACUUCAAGAACGUCGGGCCAUGCUAUAGGUGUUUCUUCCCGGUUCCUCCACCACCAAAUUCUGUGUCAUCCUGCCAAGAGGGCGGUGUUAUCGGGCCGUGUAUUGGACUCGUGGGUGUUAUGAUGGCGGUGGAAACGCUCAAAAUCAUCCUUGACAGUUACACAUUAGAUAACUUUAAGCCCUUCCUGAUGCAGUAUUCAGGUUUCCCCGCACAGUCUUUACGCACUUUCAAGAUGAGAGGCAGACAAGCAACGUGUCUGGCGUGCGGAGAAAAUCCUUCCAUUACAAGGGAUUCCAUUGAGAGAGGUCAUAUCGAUUAUGAACUUUUCUGCGGCAAAAGAGAUUACAACGUUUGUUUACCCCACGAACGUAUGACGGUCGACGAGUUUCAAAAGUCUUUUCUGAAAACGGCCGAACUGAAUCACAUUCUCUUGGAUGUCAGGCCUCGGCAUCAUUACGAUAUAUCACAUUUGCCAAACACGUUCAACUUGACCGUGAAAGAGUUGAGAGAUAUGGAUGGUGAUAUGUCUCAACUGAAGCGUGAAAUACCCACAGUUGGUGCGCAAAGUGAAGUCCUGGUCCUUUGCCGACACGGAAACGAUUCCCAGCUAGCUACAAGGAUCCUGAAGGACCAAUUUCAUUUGAAAAAUGUCCGCGACGUGAAGGGAGGACUCUUUAAAUAUAUCGAUGAGAUAAAUCCAGCCAUUCCAAAGUAUUGA
Molecule: messenger RNA, 1284 nt
Organism: Lachancea lanzarotensis
Lineage: Eukaryota; Fungi; Ascomycota; Saccharomycetes; Saccharomycetales; Saccharomycetaceae
Gene: UBA4
Product: LALA0S01e16314g1_1
Exons: 1
Coding region: 1-1284 (427 amino acids)
Biological process (GO): tRNA wobble position uridine thiolation; protein urmylation
Cellular component (GO): cytosol; cytoplasm
Molecular function (GO): URM1 activating enzyme activity; adenylyltransferase activity; thiosulfate-cyanide sulfurtransferase activity
Source: RefSeq, a predicted model, not a curated record